ACCGGCGCCUCGGGCUAUAUUGGUGGCGACCUUCUUUAUCUCAUUGCCAAGCGGCAUCCUGAAUACAGAGUGACGGCGCUCGUCCGGAAUACCACCCAAAUCGAGACGAUCAGUCGAUUUCCAAACAAAGUACAGGUCGUUCAAGGCACUCUGGAUGAUGAGAACAUUCUUGAAAGAGAGGCCAGUGAUGCGGAUAUCGUUCUCAACUUGGCUUCAUCAAGCCAUGUGAAGAGCGUGCAAGCAAUUCAUCGCGGCCUACUAAGUAAGCUUGACCGGGGUGAAAAGCCCCCGUACUGGAUUCAGAUAUCGGGAGGUGCCGCAGUAGUUUCCACGGAGGUGGCAAACCGGAACUGGGAACCGGGUACUGAGAGCGACUACAUUUGGGAUGAUUUGGAUGGCAUUGCUGCAAUAAAAUCCAUCAUAAGGAGCAACCCCACCCGGGCUGUUGAUAACUACAUGAUGUCCGUUGCGCAGAGUUCCAGCUACAUUAAAACAGCCGUCGUCUACCCGCCUAUCAUCUAUGGGUCAGGGCGGGGACCAGUCAAUCAGAGAAGCGUCCAGAUCCCUGAUCUUGCUGAGGCAAGCCUCAAGCGGCGUCAAGCCUUCACACUUGGUCCUGGUGUAAACCGAUGGGGAAAUAUUCAUAUUCGCGAUCUCAGCGAGAUGAUCCUUCGACUUAUUGAAAAGGCCGUAGAAAGACAUACGGAUAAUGAUGUGUGGGGCCAAGACGGAAUAUAUCUCACUGGAGUCGGAGAACGGAUUGCGGCAGCCGCCUUUUAUCUUGGGCUUCUUCCCGAUGCAUCAGUUGAAGUUAUGAGAGAGGAUCAAUUUAACCAACUUCUCAGCCAUCACGCGGGUUUCCCUGGUACGAUUUUAUACGGAACCAACUCCCGAGGGAGAUCAAACAGAGCCCAGACAUAUUUAGAUUGGAUUCCAACACAUCAUAGUUUAGAAGAAGACAUUGUCGAAACCGUGACCCGAGAGAGUGUACGACUUGGACUGAUUGAAGCAGAAUCCUUGGACUGCAUACUUACCUGGCAGCUGGUAGCAAAUUGUCUAGAU
Molecule: messenger RNA, 1062 nt
Organism: Clonostachys rhizophaga
Lineage: Eukaryota; Fungi; Ascomycota; Sordariomycetes; Hypocreales; Bionectriaceae
Source: the annotation of a GenBank genome assembly